UAUUGAAUUACAUGAAAAAAAAUAAUAAAAAUAAUAUAAGAAAAUUUUAUACCCUUUAUAUUAUAUGAUAAAAUUACAAUAUUAAAAAAAAUAAAAAUUUUAAACUGGAAACUCAAUAUUUUAUAUCGAAUAAAGUAUAGAAGAAGAAAUAUCGUAAAUUAUAUAAUAUCAAAAUGGUGACGAUAAAUCGAAGACUUCUACCUAUUAAAUUUCAUUAUUUUUUCUUUAUGGCUGCAAUGGGUCCAAUAUUGCCACAACUAUCUGUCUAUGGAAAACAGUUAGGUGUUAGCUCGGAAAUAAUGGGUUAUAUAACAUCUUUUUUGCCAAUUUUAUAUGUUCUCGCUAAACCAGUUGCAGGCUUUUUAGCUGACUAUUUUUCGAAUUGUCGCAAAUUCAUUUUUGUAUGCAUUAUUCUUAUAAUGUCUUUAUCAUAUUCUGGUUUCUACUUUAUUCCACCAGCACCACCACAUAAAAUUGAUAUUAAAUCAAAUUUUAGUUUUUCUGUUCUAAGCGGUGAUUUGAAUAUAUGUGAUGAUCAGAUCAAUAUCAGUCAUGAAGCUCAAUGUUCUAUUACAAGACAUUUAAAUUGUACAAUUUUAUCAUCGGACAUUGAAACUCCAAUUAAAAAUUUUAAAGCUUAUAUAAGCAGUUUGAAAGAAAAUGAAUCAUCUACAUUUAUAAAAGAUUUAAAUUCAAAUGAAACAUUUAAAUUUUGUGUUCCAAAUAUAACAAUUGAUUAUAAUUUAAAUUUUAUAUGUAAUAUUGAUGAUAUUCCUGAAUGCUUGUAUAACACAGCAACAUUUUGGAUAUAUUUGAUAUUAUUAUGUUUGGGAACAAUUGGUUAUAAUGUAACAAAUAGUAUAAGUGAUGCAGUAUGUUUUGAUUUUCUAGGAGAUGAAAAUGAAAUGAAAUAUGGUGCACAAAGAGUUUGGGGUACAAUUGGUUUUGGAAUAUCAGCAUUAAUUGCCGGAAUUGCUGUUGAUUUAGCAUCAGAUGAUAUAAUAAAAAGUAUAAGACCAGCUUUAAUUAUUAUGUUAAUUUUUACUGGAUUUGAUUUAAUGAGUGUUUCUAAAUUAAAAUUACCAAAAUUUUUAACAUCUGAAUCUAUUGUACGAGAUGUUUAUAAACUUUUAUUACAACCAUCAAUUUCGAUAUUUCUUGUAUUUGCAACAUUAGCUGGUAUAAUGGAUGCUUUUAUAAUAUACUUUAUGUUUUGGCAUUUGGAAGAAGUUGCUGAAGCUACAGGUUAUAUGGCACAAGUUAAAUUAAUUGAAGGUUUUGUUAUAGCAGCCGAAUGUUUAUGUGGUGAAAUACCAUUUUUUCUAUAUAGCGGAAAAAUAUUAAAAAAACUUGGUUAUGUUCAUUGUUUAACAUUAUGCUUUUUUACAUAUUCAAUACGUUUAUUUUUAAUAUCAUGGAUACCAAAUCCAUGGUAUUUAAUACCAGUUGAAAUGAUAAUGCAAGGUUGUACAUACGCCUUAUGUUAUACAUGUAUUGUAGCAUAUGCUUCAGCGAUAGCUCCACCAGGUACUUCAGCUACAGUUCAAGGUCUUGUAGCUGGAAUGGAUGAUGGUUUAGGUUUCUCUAUUGGUUCUUUUAUUGGUGGUCUUUCAAUGAAAUAUUGGGGUGGUCGAAAAAGUUUUCGAAUUUUCUCAAUUGGUGCCAUUAUUACUUGUAUAGCACAUUUUAUAUUAAGACCAGCUUCAAAACAUGAAACACAUCGUGCCAAACAAAAAACAAAUGUUGUAUAUGAAAUACCAUCUGAACAAGUAAAAAUUAAUGAAAAUUCAUAACUAAAAAUUUAUACUAGUGUAGAAUUUUAAAUUUUAUUUUUUUUAUGUAUGUAUAUGCGUAAUUAUGUACAAAAUCGACUAUAAUUUAAAUUAAAAUAAUUUUGUAAGAAAAUUAUACACUUUCGUAUAGUAAAUAAGA
Molecule: messenger RNA, 1932 nt
Organism: Condylostylus longicornis
Lineage: Eukaryota; Metazoa; Arthropoda; Insecta; Diptera; Dolichopodidae
Product: major facilitator superfamily domain-containing protein 6
Exons: 4
Coding region: 174-1793 (539 amino acids)
Cellular component (GO): membrane
Molecular function (GO): transmembrane transporter activity
Source: RefSeq, a predicted model, not a curated record